CGUCCCUCUCACACCCGCAUUUCGGGCGCGUUUCCCGCCAGAUACGCGCGACCCCGCGGCCGCCAUCACAGCACCAAUCAAAUUCAAUAUGUUCAAUAUAAAUCCUUGUGUAUUUACAAUAUAAAGUUCAGUGACGUGCCAAUCCUUCAGUUUACGGUUUACACAAAAAAUGGUUAUUAGUAAAUUAUUACAGAUGCCGUUCCACCCCCACGUAAAAGCAUUCAUAACUUUGACGUGUAAUUUAUUGGUCCUCAUUAUGUGCCACGACACGGAAUCUGAAUCGUUUUAAAAGCCAAUAAUGACAAUAAGACGACAAUAAUUAAAGUUUAAUUAGAAGUAUAAUAGCAAUAACGAAAGAUGGCGAACACAGCACACUUGAUGAGGCGACAGAGCUCGCGGGACCUGUACGCACAGCGCUCCAUAGACAGGAUGGAGAUGAAGGAGCUGCGAGGUCGGCUGGUGACGAUGGAGAACGGCCACCCGUCCCACCGCACGCACGUCAUGUACGGCGCCACCAACGAGGCCUUCGAGGACACCAGCCCCAACAGGCGCUCCUCAGAGACGCCGACGAGCAAGGCCAGCUCCGUCGAGGACCGAGGUGGAGCGAAGCCCGAAGGUGGUGGAGUCGAGAGAGAGUCGUGGGACAGCAAGCUCACUUUUCUGUUAGCCACAGUUGGGUAUGCCGUGGGAUUAGGUAACGUGUGGAGGUUUCCGUACCUAGCGCAGAAGAAUGGCGGGGGAGCAUUUUUGAUUCCGUACUUCGUGAUGUUAGCGAUUGAGGGGAUACCGAUAUUUUACUUGGAGUUGGCGAUCGGGCAGCGUCUGCGGAAAGGCGCCAUAGGUGUGUGGCACCAGGUGUCUCCUUAUUUGGGUGGGAUCGGGAUCAGUUCGGCGGUGGUGUCGUUUAACGUGGCGCUGUACUACAACUCCAUCAUCGCCUGGUGCCUGUUCUACUUCGCGCAAAGCUUCCAGGCAGAGCUGCCGUGGGCCGAGUGCCCGAAGAAGUACUUCGCUAACGGAUCCUAUACUGCCGAGCCUGAAUGUGCAGUGAGCAGUCCGACGCAAUAUUUCUGGUACCGCACCACUCUACAAAUAUCAGAAGACAUCAACUACCCUGAAACGUUCAACUACAAGAUAGCACUAGCCUUAGUCAUAGCCUGGAUCCUAGUCUAUAUGUGCAUGAUCAAAGGCAUCGCGUCCUCGGGCAAGGUCGUCUACGUCACAGCAACCUUCCCAUACAUCGUCCUCGUCAUAUUCUUCUUCAGAGGCAUCACUCUUAAAGGCAUGAGCGAUGGACUAAUCCACCUAUUCACACCAAAGUGGCACAGGAUUUUAGACCCUGUUGUGUGGCUGGAAGCUGGCACACAAAUAUUCUUUUCGCUUGGCUUAGCCUUCGGCGGCUUAAUAGCGUUCUCAUCCUAUAACCCUGUUGACAACAACUGUUACAGAGAUGCCAUUAUGGUCUCUAUGACUAAUUGCUUAACGUCGAUGUUUGCUGGCAUCGUUGUGUUUUCAAUUAUUGGGUUCAAGGCUACGAUGGUGUACGAGAAGUGUUUAGACUUGAGGAAUGAGACGUUGCUGGAGGUGUUUGGGCCUGCCUUCAGGUCGAUGGUGCUGCCUGAAGCUGGGCAGACGGUGAAAGUAGACCUCAAUGGGAACCUUACGUCGCUGGUGAUGCCACAGCUACCGGAGUGUGACUUACAGAAGGAAUUGGACAAUACCGCUUCGGGCACCGGCCUCGCCUUCAUCAUCUUCACGGAAGCCAUCAACCAGUUCCCCGGAGCUCAGUUCUGGUCCGUCCUCUUCUUCCUGAUGCUGUUCACACUAGGAAUAGACUCCCAAUUCGGGACCCUCGAAGGGGUGGUGACUUCUAUAGUAGACAUGAAGUUGUUCCCCAAUUUGAGAAAGGAGUACUUAACAGGAGGCUUGUGUCUUCUCUGCUGUUUACUGUCCAUGGGUUUCGCUCAUGGCUCGGGAAGCUACAUAUUCCUACUAUUUGACAUGUACAGUGGUAACUUUCCUCUGCUGAUCAUCGCCUUCUUCGAGUGUGUCGGGAUUGCCUACGUGUAUGGGGUUAAAAGGUUCGCAGAUGACAUUCAGCUAAUGACAGGAACACGACCGGGGAUCUACUGGUUGAUAUGUUGGAAGUACCUGUCUCCUCUAGCGAUGCUCUCCAUCCUAAUAUCCUCGUUCGUGGAGCUGGCUACGGAAGGUUCUGGAUAUGACGCUUGGAUCAGGUCUGCUGGAGACACGGAGAGGAAGACCUGGCCUGUAUGGGCUGUACUGCUCGUCCUUGUGUUGGUCCUGGCGUCCGUGUUGUGGAUACCUGUCGUUGCUAUUGCCAGAUACUUCGGUGUUCCCAUAAUAGACGACGAGGAACGCGCCUGGUUUCCCGCUGAGGAGUUACGGGACUUCCAUGGCAUUGAGCCAAGACCUGUCUCCACGACAGAAACCCUGUUGUUCUGCACAAGACCUGAUGGCUCCGAAGGUUGCUGCUGGCCUGGAUGCUGUGAUACCGACGAUGAGGAGUAGUCUCCGAUGAAUAUUAGCACAAGUAACAGUUUUUUCUGCCGUCUUAAUUUUAUAGAGUGCGAAAAAAUAAGGUAUUUCGUUCGAAGUUGAUACAAGUUGCAUCGAAACGUAGUCCGAGUGACAGCCUUUGUAUUAUUGUAAGAAUAAUUGAUUUCCCGCGGUUUUAGCAGUAAACCAAUAUGGCUGCCGUAACGCUAAGUUGCGCAAAGACAAUAAAAAAACGAAACGAAAAGUUUGUAAAAGAGAAAAUGUAAAUCUCAUUAUUUAUAAUAUUUUAUUUUAGAUUGAGAUAUUGGAGAAAAUAUUUAUUACUUACUUAAAACAAAAAAAUAAAAGGUGUGAAUUUAUAAAUGAAUGGAUCGCUCAGUGAAUAUAUGUAAUACCUACCUAAUAAGUAGUAUAGCAUGAUUUUAACAUCGCUGACAUUUAGAACCCAUUUUAUAUUACUAAAUAUACUAUUUUAUCUAAAUGUCAUCUUAUCAAAAUUAUAGACAAUAAAGAGGGAUAUCUUUUGGAAACAUAUCCAAGUUCACGUGUCCAUAUCUAGGUUUCAUAUCCAGCCGUUUAUAUUUACUGUUGAAUUUUUAUAUUACGCAUAUAAUAGAAAGGGGUUUGGGUAAAGUUGGCGUCGUUUUGAAGUUGAGCGGCCAGUAAUGAAACUUAAAUAUUAUGAAAGAACAGAAUACAGCGAUCAAAAGCUAUUAUGGCCAUAUUUCUCUAAACCAUAUCGGAACUGAGAUAUUUGGUUUUAUAUUGGUCAUUGAAAUCGAAGAAGUUAUUAAAUGUUAUUGCACUCUUUUGGGUGUCUGCCAUAUUUUUUUAGGAAUGCUAAAUAAAAUAAUUCAAAUACAGUGACGUAGAUGAAUCGAACGGACCCCCAAUGUCUUUUAUCUAUGGGCCGAUGGUGUUUAGUAACAGUAACAGUAACAGCUCGUCCCUUACUGACUGUGUGUGUUACUUUUUACGCUUCUUAUCUCUCGUGGACUUGUGGAUAAUUAUAACGACUUGGCAUUUCAUUGGACGUUUCAUUGACUGACCCAGCAUAAAAAAAAAAAAAAAUUACGGUGCAUUUUGUAUCUAUUGCCGACGCAGCUGAAACCGUGUUGGCGGCACUCGUCGUAGAUCGUAUAAUUUGACAGGCUACUGUUCGCAUAUAAUGUCCAUUAUAUGGUACAUGGGAUGGGCCAGAUAUCAAAAUAAUUUGACUCCGCCGGCACAAUUUUUAGAUACCAUUAUUCGACAUGACAUUGAAAACGAAAUGGACGAAGAAAGUUAAUAUGUAAAUGUGUUUUUAAAAAUCAUGUAAUAAAUGCAAUAAGGUAUAAUACUGUGUUUUUAUUACAUAUUUCCUAGGGCCCAAUACUAACGUCACAUUGACAGACGAGAGGUCGAGAAACAGUAAAGCCAAUAACUAAUAUCAAUCUUCUAAUAAUAUACAAUAACUAAGAUUUUUUUCACACAGGACGGUAUUUGAAGUAUUUAUAGAGACUACAUUUUUAAAUUCUUCAAACUCAAAUAUCUCAGCUUUGAUAUAACUUAGGAUAAAAAUAAUUGAACAUAUAUGUGUAAUGAACACAGCAGAACAAUGUAACAUGAAAAUUAUUGGUGGCCGCUGAAAAAAAAAAUGACGCCACAAGUCCAUACAAAGUUACUCAAACCCCUUUAGUGUUAGAAAAUAUAAAUUCGUUUUCGAAUAGCCUUUAUAUUGAAAAACGGCUAAAAGUUUUUAGAAAUAAUUGACAAUAAUAUUCCCUACCUUUAAAUAAUGAUUGACAAUAAAAUCUUUAAAAAACCUUUGCUAUGGCUAAUUGUAUUUAUGGUUAAAGACUGGUAUUUUUUAUAUCUUUAAUUAUUUAAUUAAAUAUUUAAAAGAAUAAUACGACAAUAAUCUUUAAUAGGUGACGACACAAGAGAGCGUGUCUAUGAUAUUAUAGUUUUUAUUAUAUUUAUUUUUACAUUCGUUACGCUUUGAGCUAAGUUGUUUAUAAUCUGUUGAUAUUUAAAAAAAAUCUAUAGUCUAUAACUUUAUAAUAUAAUCUACAUAUUUAUAAAACGCAGAAUAUUCUACCUUAUGACAAUAAAAAUAAAAAUAUACAUUUUAAAUAAUACUCAUGUUGUUUUUAGAUGCUUUUAAAAUAAAUAUAGUAGUUUAUUGUCUACGCAUAAUUGUUGUUGAAUGUAUAGAGGACAUGAUCAUCUAUUAGAUUAGUCUAUUGUAAAUUGUGCAAGCCAGCAGUUAAUGUUUAAGCAUUUCUAAUAAUGGUCCAUUUAAGAAAGCAGUCGUUUGUUUGAAUUAGGUGUAGCGCUAAAAACAUUCUUCAAACAAUGUUUCUUUACUUUGUCAAAAAUAUAUUUUAUUCGGCUUUUAAUAAAGUAUGAAAAAACAUUAUCACAAAUACCUAAGUACUUAAUUAUUUUCGAAUUGACGUAGAUCGAAAAUCGAAGAAGCAGAAGAAUCGAAAUAGAUCGAAGAAGAAAAUCUACAAUAUAUUUACAAAAUAAGUGUUGAAUUUGACUAGUUAUCAAGUACUUAUCUAAUUAUUCUAUCGGUAGCAAAGCACUCGUAAUACGU
This is a messenger RNA of Spodoptera frugiperda (fall armyworm), 5104 nucleotides long. Its product is annotated as sodium-dependent neutral amino acid transporter B(0)AT3. NCBI's taxonomy places the organism in Eukaryota, Metazoa, Arthropoda, Insecta, Lepidoptera, Noctuidae. Gene Ontology annotation, cellular component: membrane. The record is from RefSeq and is a predicted model, not a curated record. The transcript is spliced from 5 exons. Gene Ontology annotation, biological process: sodium ion transmembrane transport. Bases 358 to 2532 code for a protein of 724 amino acids.